Phlebotomus argentipes is the source of this 1098-nucleotide messenger RNA. RefSeq names its product caspase-1-like. The record is from RefSeq and is a predicted model, not a curated record. Gene Ontology annotation, biological process: proteolysis. The transcript has 4 exons. Bases 65 to 958 code for a protein of 297 amino acids. Gene Ontology annotation, molecular function: cysteine-type endopeptidase activity. NCBI's taxonomy places the organism in Eukaryota, Metazoa, Arthropoda, Insecta, Diptera, Psychodidae.
CUUUUCUAAUCAGUUUCAGUGUGAUAUCAGUUGAGUGAGGUUCUCUUUAGUUAAAGCACAAAGUAUGGCAAGUGAAAGUGAUAAGAGUGUGCAACAGGAUGAUCUCGACGCGAUUUCCACACUUGUGGAGAAAGUGAAGGCCACCUUCAUUCCUGAGCAAUCGUCAGAUGUCCAGCUGAAAUCUGUGGCCGCCGACUCGGAGUACUAUGACAUGACGAAUAAGAAGCGCGGCGUGGCGCUCAUCUUCAAUCACAGGGACUUCAAGAGAAUGCCAACGAGGAUGGGUACGAAUAAGGACCGCGAUCGCAUGGAGGAGGUCUUCAAGCAGUUGGGCUUCGAAACGCGCGUCUUCAAUGACUUGAGCCGCAAAGAAUUGCGUAAUGUGCUGGAGAAAGUGGCGCAGGAGGAUCACUCGGACAGUGACUGCUUGGCGCUGAUUGUGAUGACACACGGAGAGACAGGAUAUCUAUAUGCCAACGAUGACAGCUACAAAAUCGAGGAGUUGUGGUUCGAAUUCAUGGGCAACAAGUGCAAAAGUCUCAUUGGGAAGCCAAAAUUAUUCUUUGUCAACGCUUGUCGUGGCGAGAAGUUCGAUCACGGCGUGACGUUCUCCAGAGUCUUCACGGAUCAGGUGGACUCGACUGCCCGCGAAGUGACCUACGCCAUUCCCUCCGUGGCGGACAUCCUCGUCACCUAUUCCACCUUCGACGGCCACUACUCCUGGCGCAAUCCCGAGAACGGCUCGUGGUUCAUCGAGGUGCUGUACGAGGAGUUGAAGAAAUUCGGCUCAGAGCGUGAUCUGCUCACGCUGCUCACGGGUGUCAAUCGACGCGUGGCCUAUGAAUAUCAAUCCAAUGUGCCGUCCAACCAGAAGAUGGACUCGAAGAAGCAGCAGCCAUCCAUCGUGAGCAUGCUCAACAAGAUUCUCUACUUCACACCAAAGAAGGGCAACGAAUAGUGACUCAACUGUGGAAUUUAUACUUAAUCUUAGAGAAAUUGCGGCAAAUGUGAUGUUUUUUCUUGCCCUUUAAAGAUAGUGACAACUAUGUAAGUGAAUUUUGAAGUAUUUAAUGACUCUCUGGAGUUAUUUAAUGUUGU